GUUCGAGGAUAUGUCAGCAAGAUAGUUAGAGUCCCUGCUUUUGCCGAAUCAAUCAGAGAAGGAACUCUUGCGAGAUGGAGUAAAAAUGUCGGCGAUUUCGUUCAGCAAGACGAGGAAGUAGCGACAAUCGAAACUGAUAAAGUUGAUGCUCCAAUUAAUUCCCCAUAUGCUGGUACAAUAAUCGAAGUAUAUGCAAAGGAAGAAGAAACUGUGGGUGUAGAUCAAGAUCUUUACAAGAUUGAAUUGGGUGAGGUUCCGGCAGAAGCGGAGAAGCCUGAAACUACAAAGGAAGAAUCUAAAAAGGAAGAACCCAAAGAGAAAAUGGAAGAAUCUAAAAAGGAAGAGCCAAAAGAAGGACCUAAACAGGAAUCAAAGAAGGAAACAACAUCAUCAAAAACUGACUCCAAACCUACAACUUCACAAUCAUCAAAGUCUGAAGGUACUACACCUUCACGCCCAUCUAAAUCAGAAGAAUCUCUGUAUGGUGAUCGUGAGCGCGAAGAACGUCAUGUAAAGAUGAAUAGAAUGCGUUUGCGUAUCGCUGAAAGACUGAAAGAAUCACAAAAUUCAGCUGCUUCUUUGACAACUUUCAAUGAAAUUGACAUGAGUAAUAUUAUUGACCUCCGUAACACUUAUAAGGAUUUAAUCCUACAAAAACAUGGCAUCAAGCUUGGAUUUAUGUCUGCAUUUGUUAAAGCAUCUGUAUUUGCACUUCAAGAAAUUCCGGUAGUCAAUGCUUCAAUUGAAGGUCCAAAUGGCGGAGAUACCAUCGUUUUUAGAGAUUACGUUGAUAUGAGUGUUGCGGUUGCUACACCAAAAGGUCUUGUCACACCUGUUGUUCGAAAUGCUCACUUGUUAUCUUUUAUUGAUGUCGAAAAGGCAAUUGCGGAAUUAGGUAAAAAGGCUCGAGAUGGAAAAAUUACAAUUGAAGAUAUGGCUGGAGGUACUUUCACUAUUUCAAAUGGUGGAGUAUAUGGGUCAUUAUAUGGUACUCCUAUUAUCAACAUGCCACAAAGUGCGAUAUUAGGGAUGCAUGUUACCAAAGAACGUCCUAUUGCAGUAAAUGGCCAGGUGACAAUUCGUCCAAUGAUGUACGUUGCUUUAACUUAUGACCAUCGUUUGAUUGAUGGACGUGAAGCUGUUACCUUUUUGAAAACCAUUAAAGAACAGAUUGAGGAUCCUCGUCGUUUGUUGCUAAGUAUUUAA
Messenger RNA from Funneliformis geosporum, 1206 nucleotides. The record is from the annotation of a GenBank genome assembly. Lineage: Eukaryota; Fungi; Glomeromycota; Glomeromycetes; Glomerales; Glomeraceae.